Plenodomus lingam JN3 is the source of this 2556-nucleotide messenger RNA. The record is from RefSeq and is a predicted model, not a curated record. NCBI's taxonomy places the organism in Eukaryota, Fungi, Ascomycota, Dothideomycetes, Pleosporales, Leptosphaeriaceae.
AUGCGGGUGAUGCGGGUGGCGGUGCUGUUGCGGCUGGGUGGCGGUGCGGCUCCUUCCUUCCUCAGCCACUCGUCAUCAGAGACAUCAGCCAAGCCCUUCAUCAUGCCCUGGCCCUGGCCUCGAGAAGUCCAACGCCCCGUACAACACAAGGCUCGACGGCUGCCUUACUGUACAGACUACACAGUGCACGCCUACCAGAGAGAACCCCCAACCAACACCACCAGCCUUCGAUCCAACCUUCCCUUCCCCCCGCCCACCCUCCACAUUCAGUCACAACCACCAAAGCCGUCCCUCAGCCAUUCCCUUGCGCCUACCAUGGCGAGCUGGUUCGGCUCCUCGACCACCAGCGCGCUCGAUGAGCAGAUUGAGCGCGCCACAUCUUCCAGCCUGGAGGACAUGCCUUUGAACCUCGAGAUAUCAGAUGUCAUUCGAUCCAAAACGGUGCAGCCCAAAGAUGCCAUGCGCGCGUUGAAGAAGCGCAUAGGCCACAAGAACCCCAACGUCCAACUAGCCACACUCAAUCUCACAGACACAUGCGUCAAGAAUGGCGGCGCCCAUUUCAUUCAAGAGAUCGCCUCGCGAGAGUUCCUCGAUAACAUGACCUCGUUGCUACGCGCCCCUCCCACAAUCGCCCCGAACCACGACGUCAAAGGCAAGAUGCUCGAGUUGAUCCAGUCAUGGGCCACGGCCGCCGAGGGCCGAAGCAAUCUAGGCUACAUCAAUGAAGUCUACCGUAGCCUCCAACGUGAAGGCUUCAACUUCCCUCCAAAGGAAGACAUAGCUAGUAGCAUGCUGGACAGUAGCGCGCCUCCAGAAUGGAUCGACUCGGACGUGUGCAUGCGCUGUCGGACGCCAUUUACCUUUACAAAUCGGAAGCAUCAUUGUCGCAACUGUGGGAAUGUCUUCUGUGGAGCCUGCUCGAGCAAGACCAUCCCACUACCUCAUCUUGGUAUCAUGGACCCUGUUCGUGUAGAUGAUGGCUGCUACGAGAGGUUGACCGACAGGUCUCGAGGCGUUCCUUUAUCCAGACCGUUUGAUGUGGCAAAGCCUCAAAAGACAUUAUACCAAAGCUCUAUGCAACCCCGAAGUGCACGUGUCGAGGACAGCUUCGACGCCGACCUCAAGCGCGCACUGGAGAUGAGUUUGGAAGAGGUAAAAAAUAGCGCCUCAACUGGUUUUGUCCCGCAAUCACAAUCAAAGUCAGCAAACGGGACAACGAAAAAGGACACUGAAGAAGAAGAAGAUGCUGAUCUCGCCGCGGCUAUUGCGGCCUCGCUUGCAGACAUGGAGGAGCAGAAGAAGAAAUAUGCCGACACAUUCCGACAGCAGACCUCUACCUCGAAUGGAACAGACCCUUUCGUUGCGCCGAAGAAUGACUAUGAGCUGACACCAGUCGAGUCGGAAAACAUCAAUCUCUUCUCCACUCUCGUCGAUCGGUUACAACACCAGCCUCCUGGUACCGUCCUUCGCGAGCCUCAGAUACAAGAACUAUACGAGAGCAUAGGGAAACUGCGACCGAAGCUUGCCCGGAGCUAUGGCGAAACGAUGAGCAAACAUGAAACUCUACUCGAUCUCCAUGCAAAGCUGUCUACCGUUGUACGAUAUUACGAUCGCAUGCUUGAGGAACGAUUGUCAAGUACAUACAAUCAACCCAACGCCAUGUAUGGCCUUCCCGCACCUGCGCAACGCCCAACUUCAAACCUGUACCCCAGCAUCCAAUCAGGCCACGCCGUUAGCACGACGGGUGAAGACUAUUAUUCGAGUACUACCGCUCACGGAAGAGAAUACGCAAGACAGCAGCCCCAAUAUAAUGCUAGUCAUCAGUCAGCAUCUCAACAUUCAUAUCCACAGUACGAUCAGCGAACGCCCUUACCGCCACAGUCCUAUGAUCAGCCUCACGAUCAGCCUCAGCAACCAUACCCAAACCUAUCACACCAACCACAACCACAACAACAACAGUCUAGCACGCCUUACCAUCAAUCUGCGUCACCAGAAUUACAACGUCAAGUCUCAACCCAGCAUUAUAGUUCACAAUCCUCUGCUUAUCCAUCCCAAGCUCCACCUUCAAAUGUAUCGGAUGCCGAAAGCGCAAGCUUUUACUACGGCGAAAAUAAUGCAGCACAGCAAACCCUCCAACGAGCUCAAAGCUAUACCUCUCAGCCCUCACACCAACCUCAAUUGCCUUUGUCACACCCCGAACAGCCUGCAACAGCAUGGCAAAAUCCACCUUACCCACAACAAGAUCAGCCUCCGAACUGGCAACCGCAGAGUCCGCAGCAAGACCAGAGCCAACCACCACCACAACAAUUACAGCAGCAUCAGCACCAGCAGCAAACUCCGUCACAUCAGCCACCACAGCAGGCGCCGUCACAGCAACCGCAGCAGCAGCAGUUUUGGCAACAGCAUCAACAAGCUCCACAACAACAACAGUCGUCGGCGUGGCAGUCGGCCCCGUAUGCGACGGGCGGGUACGGGCCGGAGAGUUUCCCGUCUGCGCCGCAGAAUCAGUUCCCGGUACAGCAGAAGGUGGUAGAAGAGCCACUUAUUGAUUUGUAG